AUGCAGAUCCUUCUUCGUUCAGUCCCUGAAGCCACCGCUCAACUAUGGCUUCAGCAACCCCCUGAUUCUCUAGCUCGCUUGACUCCUGAAGGUUUUUUCACUUUUUUGACUAAUCUCUAUCAUAUUUCUCCCCGACAUGUUCUUAAGGCACGUGAGUCUGAACUCCGCAAUCUACGUUGUUCUUCUUUGUCACAAGUUCCUACUUACAACACGACUCACCGCGCAUUAUCUUCUGAACUUGGUUGGAAUGAGAGUCAACGGAUUGAUGGCUACCUUGCUGGGUUUACUCAACCUGACUUGGUUCGUCACACCGAUGAUGUCGAUCCCGAGUAUGAUUAUGAUCAACUUCAGCGUCACUUCCAAGCGUUCGCUUUGCGUCUUUAUGACAAACGUCGUACUGACACCUCUUCCAAUGCUAAUAACAAUGGUUCUCGUUCUUCUGCUUCACGCUCUGCAUCUCGCAAACUCUCUUCUGAAGAGAGACGACGUCGCGAAAAAGAGAAGCUUUGCCUUUAUUGCGCAUCUCCAGACCAUGCUGUAGCACAGUGUUCUGUUAAGCCUGUGUCUAAUUCCUCGUCUUCCCAGUCUUCUUCCUUUCCUAAACCUUCGUCAAAAUCUUCUGGUUCUACUUCUCGUUCCAAGGUUGUUACUCCUUCUUCUCGUGUUCACAUGAUCACAGUGAAAACUGAGCCUGUUGAAUCCGCUUCUUCGGAUUUCCCCGAUUCAUUCCAUGAACAAGCUCUUUCAGAUCAUGAUCUCUCCGAUCUUAAUGAAGAUGAUUUUGUCGAUUCCCCCUCUUCUGGUUCCUCCAGUUCCGCCACUUCCAAUUCUUCCACUCUUCAAUCUAAUGCCUUUUACUUAUCCCACUUGAUGUUCGCAGAAGUUCCUGCUUGUGUUCCUCAUGAGUUUCUAGAAGUCUCUUUUGGCCCGAUUACUGGAUCUGAGACAUCUGUUCAAGCACAUGUCGAUACUGGUGCACAAUCUAGUCUUAUUGAUUAUGAUUUCGCAGCUCGCCAUAAUCUUGGUGUUAUCUCUGCCGAUCUUGAUCUCUAUGCCUAUAAUGCAACUGCCCCUUUUGCUCGAACUCAUUUUCAGGUUCCGUUAAGUAUCAAUUGGCAAGGUAAAUUUUAUCGUGUUAAGUUUGUGGUUGUUCCUAAUUGCCCAUAUCCCAUGGUACUUGGUGCAGGGUUUCUUAAAUUCCCUUUCGAAUUUAAUCUUUUCCAACCCCAUCCACUUCAGCCAUUACCUCCCCGCGCUGUCACUCCUACUUGUGGUCCCUUCAUGCCACAAGCUCCUGUACCUUCUCAACCCGCUUCGUUUGCUUCCUGUCGGUCUUCUUACAAACCGCCUCAUAAUCAACACAAACGUAGUUAUAAGUACAAACACCGUAGAUCCCCUCACAAUUCUACUCCUACUUCCCGGAUUUACUUGGUUACUACUGUUGAAAACGUCGAUCCCCCUUCUUUUAUUCCUUCUCGGAUUCUUAAGGUCUUUGAUACUGUCCCCACUUCUUUGCCUCCUCAUCGAUCUGAAUUGAUAUGA
This is a messenger RNA of Sugiyamaella lignohabitans, 1542 nucleotides long. RefSeq names its product retrotransposon-derived protein PEG10 isoform 1. Lineage: Eukaryota; Fungi; Ascomycota; Dipodascomycetes; Dipodascales; Trichomonascaceae. The coding region runs from base 1 to 1542 and encodes 513 amino acids. The record is from RefSeq and is a predicted model, not a curated record. The transcript has a single exon.